UCCAAACUUGUAUUCCAGGAACCUUCCAGUUCCGCGAGUUCGGCCAAUACAGCAUCAACCUAACGGAGAAAGGGAACAAAUGCAGCCCGCAAAUGACCGCGGAGCCCGACGAGGCGUCGCUGCCGAUCCUCACGGCGGUGGUCAUCCUGCUGUCCAUGGCUACUCUGUGGUAUAUCGUCAAGGGCAUCGGCAAGCGCGUCAUCGCUGGGAGACUGUACGCGAGGUACUUUGCCAGGGAAGACAACGAGCUCGGCUCGGAGACCCCGGUCUUGAUGGAAGUCACCCCGCGCUCGCCAACGCGCUCCCGGCUGCGAUCCUUGGACAUAUUCCGGGGGCUGGCCAUCGCUCUCAUGAUCUUCGUGAACGCCGGCGGCGGCGGCUACGCGGUAUUCUCUCACAGCGUAUGGAACGGCCUCACGGUGGCUGACGUGGUCUUCCCAUGGUUCGCCUUCGCUAUGGGAGAGGCUCUUGUAUUGUCACUUAAUGGUCGCUUGAGGACCUCUCUGCCUAGGAUUACAGCUUUUUAUCAGGUGGCCCGUCGCUCGCUCGUGCUAGCUCUAAUCGGCAUAGUGCUGAGCUCACAACUGGUAUCCUGGGAACACGUUCGACUCCCGGGCGUGUUACAGCGCCUGGCUGCUAUGUACUUAAUAGUCGGGGCCUUGGAGUGCACCUUCAUGCCUACCAGCCAGAAUAUUACUCCUGGUCGUUCCUUGCUCCGUGACAUCACUGCUGGUUGGCGCCAGUGGCUGAUCACAAUGGUACUCGUCGGCAUACAAGUGGUGAUAACGUUGACUGUCCCCGCGCCCGGCUGUCCCCGCGGGUACAUGGGCCCCGGCGGGCUCCACCUGUCCGCGGCCGGCCAGCAGCUGCAGAACUGUACCGGCGGCGUCGCGGGACACGUCGACAGAUUGAUACUUGGCCCCUCCCACUUAUACCAGAAGGGUACCUUCCGUCAGUUGUACCACACGUCGCUGCCGCACGACCCUGAAGGCAUCUUGGGGAUACUAUCUGGAGUGAUGGUGGUCCAAGCAGGAGCUCAUGCUAUGAGGAUCAUGCUGGCUUAUAACCACGCCAGGGCCCGAAUCAUGCGCUGGGUAUUCUGGUCGAUCAUUUUCGCGGUAACCAGUGGCGCUCUCUGCGAAUUCUCCAAGAACGGCGGCCCGAUACCCAUCAACAAGAAUCUAUGGUCGCUGUCCUACUGCUUGGCGACGUCGUCUAUGGCUCUAUUCCUGCAAGCGUUGCUGUACUUUGUGGUGGAUUUGAAACAGAAGUGGGGCGGUCGCCCGUUGUACUAUGCUGGUCAAAACGCGCUAUUCCUGUACAUCGGCAGCGAGCUCCUCAAGCGGCACUUCCCUCUCCACUACGCCAUCCCGGCACCCACACACGCACAACUGCUGGCCACACACGCGGCCGCCAUGUUGAUCUGGCUCGCGGUGGGCGUGGCCUUGUACAAGAAACGCGUCUUUAUCACCUUGUAA
Messenger RNA from Ostrinia furnacalis (Asian corn borer), 1478 nucleotides. Its product is annotated as heparan-alpha-glucosaminide N-acetyltransferase. Lineage: Eukaryota; Metazoa; Arthropoda; Insecta; Lepidoptera; Crambidae. The coding region runs from base 93 to 1478 and encodes 461 amino acids. The record is from RefSeq and is a predicted model, not a curated record. The transcript is spliced from 9 exons.